Molecule: messenger RNA, 603 nt
Organism: Didymella exigua CBS 183.55
Lineage: Eukaryota; Fungi; Ascomycota; Dothideomycetes; Pleosporales; Didymellaceae
Exons: 4
Coding region: 1-603 (200 amino acids)
Biological process (GO): small GTPase-mediated signal transduction
Molecular function (GO): GTP binding; GTPase activity
Source: RefSeq, a predicted model, not a curated record
AUGGUAGUUGCGACCAUCAAGUGCGUCGUCGUCGGCGACGGUGCUGUCGGCAAGACAUGUCUCCUCAUCAGCUACACGACGAACAAGUUCCCCUCCGAAUAUGUCCCCACGGUCUUCGACAAUUACGCCGUCACUGUAAUGAUUGGUGACGAGCCAUACACCCUCGGUCUCUUCGACACUGCCGGACAAGAGGAUUACGACCGACUUCGACCUCUCUCAUACCCCCAGACGGAUGUUUUCCUCGUCUGCUUCUCCGUCACAUCGCCCGCAUCAUUCGAAAACGUACGCGAGAAGUGGUUCCCUGAAGUCCACCACCACUGUCCUGGUGUCCCGUGCUUGAUUGUCGGUACACAAGUCGAUUUGAGAGAAGAUAACGCCGUCAGAGACAAGCUGUCAAAACAGAGGAUGGCGCCCGUGAAGCGGGAAGACGGCGAGCGAAUGGCGAGAGAACUCGGUGCCGUUAAGUACGUCGAGUGCUCGGCCUUGACACAGUACAAGCUCAAGGAUGUGUUCGACGAGGCGAUUGUCGCAGCACUCGAACCACCAGCGACAAGGAAAGAGGGCAAGGGACCGAAGAAGGAGAAGAAGUGCGUCAUACUCUAG